This is a messenger RNA of Zeugodacus cucurbitae (melon fly), 12235 nucleotides long. It is a transcript of the gene N, whose product is annotated as neurogenic locus Notch protein. The coding region runs from base 1403 to 9553 and encodes 2716 amino acids. Gene Ontology annotation, cellular component: plasma membrane; protein-containing complex. The record is from RefSeq and is a predicted model, not a curated record. The transcript is spliced from 10 exons. Gene Ontology annotation, molecular function: protein binding; calcium ion binding. Gene Ontology annotation, biological process: regulation of developmental process; heterophilic cell-cell adhesion; establishment or maintenance of epithelial cell apical/basal polarity. NCBI's taxonomy places the organism in Eukaryota, Metazoa, Arthropoda, Insecta, Diptera, Tephritidae.
UGCCAGCCGCGCCGCUCAUAAUAGUUUGUGACGCGAAGUGAGUAGUGUUUAUUGUGUACGUUUGCCGGAUGGACGGUUGUAGUUGAUGUUGAUGAUGAUGAUGGCGACGGUUUGAAUAAAAAUUGAAUUUUCAACAACAACAACAAAGCAAUAACACUGCACUGCAAUAAGAAGAAAACAGUGAAUGUGCAUGCAAAUUUCGGUUGCAGCAAAAGUGUGAAAAAGUUAUUUUGUGAAUUUACAAUUUGAAGUGCGAAAACGGAAUCAAGUGAUUGAAACUGCAUAGAAAUUGCAAAACAAAAAUCAGUGUAAAAGAAAAUACAAUUUGUUGGUGCAGUGAGUGAAAUGCAGCUGCAAGCGACCAGCAGCACUAAAACCAUUACAAUAACAACAGCGUCGCCGCUGCUAACUAACGAAUAUGCUGUUUGGUGCGUCCGCUUCGUCCAUGUAAUGUAGCCGCUUGCGCUGGGCUCAUGAUUCGCGUUGGAAUUUAAUUCAAAUUAAAUUCAUCCGGUUAAACGCUACCAACUAGCUUUGGUCAAAUUUGUGUUUGAAAAACAAAAAUCGCGAAAAAACAAAAAAUUAAAAAUAAGAAAACAACGGCAGUUCGGCUAAAACGAGUAAAUUACCGAAAAAUAACGAGUAACAUUGUACGAAAAUUGUUGUAAGUAAGCUAUAAAGGAAACGAAAAGGCAAAAAACAACAAAAAUUAAGAAGUGAAUGAUGUAAAGUGUGUAAAGCAUAAGCAUAGGCAUGUAAUUGUAAGAAAACAACAAAUUUUGAAGGAAUGCAAAGUAAAGAUUACAAUAAAGCCAAGUGCGUAGUGCAACUUUUUGGUAUAAUAUUGAAAUAAGUGUAAAAAUAUAAAAGUAUAUUUUGUUGGAAAAAGUUGAAAUAAGGAUAAGUUCAAAAAAGUGCUAAAAGCGAAGUGACAAAAAGUAACGCGGGAUUAUAUGAUAUACGAAUAACGGGAUAUACUUUCCAAUUGAAAAAUAAUUAAAUAAAAAUUUAUAAAAAGUAAAUAAUAAUUUUUAUAAAAAAAAAGAAAUAAUAUCUUUUUUAAAAAAAAUUAUAUGAAACCGAAAUUCAUUUAAAAAAUUUUAAAAACUCGAAUAUAAAAAAAAAUUUAAUAAAACAAUUACAAAAAAAAUAUUUAAAAAUAUUUUGAAACUUAGACUACUGACUAUACGUGUUUUAAAGUGCAGUUAAACGACAAAAAAUCGAAAACAAAUUAUUAGUGCGCAUAAAAAAUAAAUAAAAUUAUGCUUAAAUAACGCCACCAAUUAGAAAAAUAUGUGUUUUAAAUUAAUUUAAUAUUCAUAAAAUAAUUUGAGUUUCAAAAAUAAUUUUAAUACAACAGUUAGACUUCAAAAACGUACUUUCAUCAUAAGCGCGGCAACGCAUGCGCUUUGGUGUACUCAUUAAAACAUUCAGAAGUCUUAUUCUUCAAGUAAUCAAGAAUAAAAAAGUUCGAUUUCUCGUGCGUGUUAUACAAAACUGGAUUAUCAAAAUGUGGCUGUUGAUCAACAACAACACAUUUCCUAAAUCGGAUAUAUUUUGGAUAAAACUUCUUACAAGUCUGCUGCUGAUUUGUGGAUUUAUUGGCGGCGGCAAUGCAGCGGGCUCCUCAUGCUUAUCUGUGGGUUGUAAAAAUGGCGGCACGUGCAUGACACAAAGCAAUGGACACAGCUUUUGCAAUUGCAGCUCUCGCUAUGUCGGCGAAUAUUGCGAACAUCUGAAUCCUUGUUUUACCGGCCUGCUGCGCUGUCAAAAUGGCGGCACUUGUCAACCUUCAUAUCGUAACGAUCGCCUUGGCAUCUCUUGCAUUUGUCCGCUCGGCUUUACCGAGUCUUUAUGCGAGAUACGUGUGCCGAAUGCCUGUGAUUCAUCGCCCUGUCGCAAUGGUGGUUCGUGUAACCUUAAAACAUUGGACGAUUACACAUGCUCCUGCAUGAAUGGUUAUACAGGCGAAUACUGCGAAACUCAAAAUCUCUGCGCCACCUCACCAUGUCACAAUGGCGGCACCUGUACCUCUGUGGCCGGUGGCAAUAAUUUCAAAUGCAUAUGCCCGAAAGGUUUCAAAGGACAAACUUGCGCCGAAGAUGUGAUCGAGUGUGAGGCGAACCCAUGCAAACAUGGCGGCACCUGCAAGAAUACACAUGGCUCCUAUCAAUGCAUGUGUCCUGGCGGUUAUACUGGCAAAAAUUGCGAAUCCAAAUACAUACCAUGUGCGCCAUCGCCGUGUCAGAAUGGCGGCACUUGUCGUCAAUCGAAUGGUUUAAUGUACGAGUGCAAAUGCCCACCUGGCUUUCGCGGCAAACAUUGCGAAGAAAACAUCGAUGACUGUCCCGGAAAUCUAUGUCAGAACGGCGGUACUUGUAUUGAUGGCAUUAAUACAUAUCGUUGUACCUGUCCGCCAAACUUUACCGGCGAACUCUGUGAAGAAGAUGUUGAUGAGUGUGCGAUGAGGCCCUCGGUUUGUCAAAACGGCGCGACUUGCACUAAUACCCAUGGCAAUUAUUCCUGCAUCUGCGUGAACGGCUGGGAGGGUAGAGACUGCAGCGAUAAUGUUGACGACUGCGUAGCUGCAGCCUGCUUUUACGGCGCCACUUGUAUAGAUGGCGUGGGUUCGUUCUACUGUCGUUGCACACCCGGUAAGACUGGUCUUCUGUGUCAUCUGGAUGAUGCCUGUACAUCGAAUCCUUGUCAUAAGGAUGCAAUAUGUGACACAAGCCCCAUAAAUGGUUCCUACACUUGCUCCUGCGCCACUGGUUAUAAAGGUGUGGAUUGUUCGGAGGAUAUUGAUGAAUGCGAUCAGGGUUCACCUUGUGAACAUAACGGUAUCUGUGUGAAUACACCCGGCUCGUUUAGGUGUAAUUGCUCGCAAGGUUUCACGGGUCCACGUUGUGAGACGAAUAUAAACGAGUGCGAAUCACAUCCUUGUCAGAAUGAGGGCAGUUGUUUGGAUGAUCCCGGCACUUUCCGUUGUGUCUGCAUGCCCGGUUUUGCUGGUACACAGUGCGAAAUUGAUAUUGAUGAAUGCCAAUCGAAUCCCUGCUUGAACGGUGCCACCUGCCACGAUAUGAUAAACGGGUUUAAAUGUUCCUGUGCGCUCGGGUUUGCGGGCACACGUUGUCAGAUCAAUAUAGAUGAUUGCCAGUCGCAACCUUGUCGCAAUAAUGGUAUAUGUCAUGAUUCCAUAGCCGGUUAUACGUGUGAGUGUCCGCCUGGUUAUACGGGCACUUCUUGUGAGAUUAACAUCAAUGAUUGCGAUUCGAAUCCAUGUCAUCGUGGCAAGUGCAUCGAUGGUGAUAACUCAUUCAAAUGCGUCUGCGAUCCGGGCUUCACCGGUUACCUUUGCCAAACGCAAAUCAACGAAUGUGAGUCCAAUCCGUGUCAGUUUGGUGGACACUGUAUCGAUCGUGUCGGUUCAUACCUUUGCAAGUGUCUGCCGGGCACUUCGGGCAAGAACUGUGAAAUCAAUGUGAAUGAGUGUCACAGCAAUCCUUGCAACAAUGGCGCCACCUGUAUUGACGGCAUAAAUAAAUACACCUGCGAAUGCGUGCCGGGCUUUACGGGACUGCACUGUGAGAUUAACAUCAAUGAAUGCGCCUCCAAUCCAUGCGCCAAUAAUGGCGUCUGUAUGGAUAUGGUUAACGGUUACAAAUGCGAAUGUCCACGUGGCUUCUAUGAUGCGCGCUGUCUGAGUGAUGUGGAUGAGUGUGCAUCGAACCCAUGCAUCAAUGGUGGUCGCUGUGAGGACGGUAUUAACGAGUUCAUCUGCCAUUGUCCACCCGGUUAUGGCGGAAAACGCUGUGAAAUAGAUAUCGAUGAGUGCAGUUCCAAUCCGUGUCAGCAUGGCGGCAUCUGCAUUGACCAACUCAACUCCUUCCAGUGUCAGUGUAUGCCCGGCUAUACGGGAUAUCGUUGUGAGACAAACAUUGACGACUGCAUGAUAAAUCCGUGUGUAAAUGGCGGUUCGUGUAUUGAUCUGGUGAAUGGCUAUAAGUGCGUUUGUAAAGUACCGUUCACCGGUAGAGACUGCGAGUCCAAAAUGGAUCCUUGCUCCACACAUCGCUGCCGUAACGACGCCAAAUGCACCCCGUCGCCCAAUUUCUUGGAUUUCUCCUGCACCUGUAAACUUGGCUACACGGGACGUUAUUGUGAUGAGGAUAUCGAUGAAUGUGCGCUCUCGUCGCCCUGCCGGAAUGGUGCGACCUGCUUAAAUGUGCCCGGUACAUAUAAGUGCCUCUGCGCUAAAGGUUAUGAGGGUCGUGACUGCGCCAUCAAUACCGAUGAUUGUGCUUCUUUCCCAUGUCAGAAUGGCGGCACUUGCUUGGACGGCAUUGGAGACUACACAUGCCUGUGCGUUGAUGGUUUCGAUGGCAAACAUUGUGAAACGGACAUAAAUGAAUGCUUGAGUUUGCCCUGUCAGAAUGGCGCUACGUGUCGACAGUAUGUAAACUCAUAUACUUGCACAUGUCCGCUCGGCUUCUCGGGCAUCAACUGUCAAACGAACGAUGAGGACUGCACAGAGAGUUCCUGCAUGAAUGGCGGCACGUGUAUUGACGGUAUCAAUAGCUACAACUGCUCGUGCCUACCCGUUUUUACCGGGUCUAAUUGUCAGUAUAAGAUCAAUAAGUGCGACUCGCAGCCCUGUCAGAAUGGCGCCACAUGUCACGAGAGUGGUGAUGAGUACACAUGCCACUGUCCGCAUGGUUACACGGGCAAACAGUGUACGGAAUAUGUGGAUUGGUGCUCCCAAUCGCCCUGUGAGAACGGAGCCACUUGCUCACAGAUAAAGAACCAAUAUAAUUGCAAGUGUGACGCUGGUUGGACGGGCAAACUUUGUGACGUGGAGAUGGUUUCCUGCGAAGUGGCAGCUAUGCGCAAACAAGUGGGUCUGAAACAGCUAUGCAACAACGGCACGUGUAAGGAGAUGGGCAACAUGCAUUUAUGUCUUUGCAAGCAAGGCUACACGGGCAGUUACUGUCAAACGGAUAUCAACGAGUGUGAGUCACAACCUUGUCAAAAUGGCGGUACUUGUUUGGAUCGUGUGGGCGAGUACAAAUGCAUGUGUCCGAAGGGUUUCCAAGGACAGAACUGUGAACUGAACAUCGAUGACUGCUCGCCGAAUCCAUGUCAGAAUGGCGGUACUUGCCACGAUUUGGUGCAAUCCUUCAGCUGCUCCUGUCCACCCGGUACAUUAGGUAUCAUCUGCGAGAUUAAUCAGGAGGAUUGCGUGCCUGGUGCUUGCCACAACAACGGUACCUGCAUUGAUCGUGUUGGUGGCUUUGAGUGCGCCUGUCCUGCCGGUUUUGUGGGUUCGCGUUGCGAGGGCGACAUCAAUGAGUGUCUCUCGAAUCCCUGCUCUAAUGCGGGUACUUUGGACUGUGUACAGCUGGUGAACAAUUAUCAUUGCAACUGCAAACCUGGUUAUAUGGGACGUCAUUGCGAAACUAAAGUCGACUUUUGUGCCAAUUCGCCAUGCCAAAAUGGCGGCAUUUGUUCGACGAAACAAUCUGGACAUCACUGUGUCUGUUCGGUUGGCUUCUAUGGCAAAAAUUGUGAAUUCUCUGGUAAUGAUUGCGAUUCAAAUCCCUGUCAAGCGGGCAACUGUGUGGUGGACAUGACACGCGGCUAUCAUUGCGAAUGUCCACCCGGUACCGAAGGUAUGCAGUGCGAGAUCGACACAUUGGAUGAGUGCGCUUCGAAUCCGUGCCGUCAAGGUGCGGCAUGCGAGAAUUUACUCGGCGAUUUUGUUUGCUUCUGUCCCACCAAAUGGGCAGGUAAACGUUGUGAAAUAUACGAUACUAACUACCCUGGCUGGGCUUCGGAUACCAGUCGUGGUCCACUUAAUAAAUACGCGAAAGACUUGGAGUAUCAACGUGAAAUGUGCGUCCAACGUGGUUGUGAACAGAAGAAGGGAAAUCACAAAUGUGACCAAGACUGCAACACCUACGCUUGCAACUUUGAUGGCAACGACUGUUCGCUAGGCAUCAAUCCAUGGGUGAAUUGCAGCGCGAAGAUCGAAUGCUGGCGCGUCUUCAUGGAUGGACAAUGCAAUGAGGAGUGUAAUAAUGCGGCAUGUCUUUUCGAUGGUCGCGAUUGUGCCAAGAAACUACAACCAUGCAACCCGACUUAUGAAGCUUACUGCCAGAAACACUAUGCUGACGGACACUGUGAUUAUGGUUGCAACAAUGCUGAGUGCAACUGGGAUGGGCUGGAUUGUGAAAACACACUCGAGCAACCGAAUCUAGCUGAUGGUGCCAUUUCAGUGGUAAUGUUGAUGGAUGUAAAAACGUUCCAAGAUAAACAAAUCGAGUUCUUACGUGAGAUGGGUCAUGUAUUGCGCACUACGGUACGCAUCAAAAAGGACUCGAUGGGCAAUGACAUGAUCUUUACCUGGAAGGGCGCCUCACAUUUGACCGACUUAGAGAACUCGGAAUUCGGGCGCAAACACCGUAUAAUCUCGACGGAGCGUAAUGAUCAGACUGGCAUACAAAUCUAUCUGGAAAUCGAUAAUCGCAAGUGUAGUGAUUGUUUCAAUCGCGCCGCCGAAGCAGCCGAGUUCUUAGCGGCUUCUGCUGCCAAGUACACGCUUUCGCCAAAGUUCCAGAUCUAUAGCGUGCGUGGUGUACAGAAUCCCGGAGAAGAUGUGGAGGAACGUCCGAGCAACGUGAAAUAUGUGCUCAUCGGCAUCAGCAUAGUGGUGUUCGCAUUCCUUGGCGUACUAGUGACUACGCAACGUAAGCGCGCUCAUGGCAUUACCUGGUUCCCGGAGAAUUUCCGUACUACCACCGCCACAGCGGUGAACCAUCAACGCCGACGACGUGAUACCGGACAGGAGAUGCGUAAUUUGAAUAAGAAUCCCUCGAUUGCCUGCAUGAGCAACGAUGUCAACAUGAAUUCUGGUCAUAUGGGUCAUGCGCCACAGUGGUCGGACGACGAAUCCGAAUUACCACCACAGAAACGUAUGCGCAACGAGCACGGCGGUUAUGCCAGUGAUCACACAAUGGUAACCGAUUACGAGGAAGCUGAUCCACGCGUCUGGUCGCAGGCGCACCUUGAGGUAGCGGAUGUACGUUCAUCCAUUAUGACACCACCGGCACACCAAGAUGGCAAACACGAUGUGGAUGUACGCGGACCGUGCGGCAUGACACCACUCAUGGUGGCGGCAGUGCGCGGUGGCGGUUUGGAUACCGGUGAGGAUAUAGAGACCUCUGACGAUCAAACGGCGCAAGUGAUUUCCGAUUUACUGGCACAGGGCGCUGAGCUCAACGCGACUAUGGAUAAGACUGGCGAAACUUCACUACAUUUGGCUGCGCGUUAUGCGCGCGCUGACGCUGCCAAACGUUUAUUGGAUGCUGGCGCUGAUGCCAAUUGUCAAGAUAAUACCGGACGUACACCACUACAUGCAGCUGUAGCCGCCGAUGCAAUGGGCGUUUUCCAGAUACUGCUGCGCAAUCGCGCUACCAACUUGAACGCACGCAUGCAUGAUGGCACCACACCGCUGAUACUCGCUGCGCGCUUAGCCAUCGAAGGUAUGGUUGAGGACUUAAUCACUGCCGAUGCGGAUAUAAAUGCAGCUGAUAAUUCUGGAAAGACUGCGCUUCACUGGGCAGCCGCUGUCAAUAAUACCGAAGCUGUGAAUAUACUGCUCAUGCAUCAUGCAAAUCGCGACGCACAGGAUGACAAAGAUGAAACACCACUCUUUCUGGCGGCACGUGAGGGCUCCUAUGAGGCCUGCAAAGCGCUUUUGGAUAACUUUGCCAAUCGCGAAAUUACCGAUCACAUGGAUCGUUUGCCACGCGACGUUGCUUCCGAGCGUUUACACCACGACAUCGUUAUACUACUGGACGAACAUGUACCGCGUUCACCACAAAUGAUGGCCAUGACACCACAGACAAUGAUCGGUUCACCGCCACCCGGCAGUCAAGCGCAAAUCAUCUCACAGCCUACUGUCAUUUCAUCGUCAAAACAGCCAGCACAAACAACAAAAUCGAAAGCGGCGAAAAAGGCAAAGCUAUUGGAGGGCAGCCCGGACAAUUUACUCGACGGCGGCGGCAGUCUGCGACGCAAACCGGGCUCAAAAAAGGGGACAGGGGGCUCGGUGUCAAAAAAGGGCGGACAAAACGGCCUUACGGCAGCACAACUGCUGAAUGGCUUGGGUGGUGGACUGACAGCGCACGGCCAGGGGCUGGAGGGAGUGGAUCAACAGCAACUGCUGGAUGCCGGUCUCAGUGCGGUGGACUCACCACCACUGUCGGGCCUAACAAGCCAACCGAGCCCGUACGACACGUCGUCACUGUACUCGAACGCGAUGGCGGCGCCAACACAUCACCACAACGAUCUGCUGAGCAACAGCAACGGCGUGAAACAACCACCCAGUUAUGAAGACUGCAUAAAAAAUGCGCAGACAAUGCAAAGUUUAGUGCAACAACACCAACAGCAACAACAGCAGAAUAAUAUGGAUUUAAUAAAAAUGGAGAACUAUGUGUACUCGCGUGGUUCGCCCUUUCAUCAGGAAAUGAUGAAUCAGAAGGGCAACAAUCAGCAAAAUAUGAAUUCGCUUUGUGGCGGCGGUGGUGGUGGCCCCGCCAGUCUCGGCCACAACGGCCCUGGCAGUAUGGGCAAUCACGAGCAGGGACUGAGUCCGCCGUACUCCAAUCAAUCGCCACCACAUUCCGUGCAGAGCAGCAUGGCGCUCUCGCCGCACGCCUACUUGGGCUCUCCGUCGCCCGUGAAAUCGCAUCCCAGCCUGCCCACCUCGCCCACACAUAUGCAGGCCAUGCGACAUGCCACACACCAGAAGCAGUUCGGCAAUAAUGUGAACUCGCUGCUCGGUGGCGGCCUAAACAAUGCGAACAGCAAUUCAACGAAUGGUCCACAGAGCAAUGCGUCGAUAAAUUCGCCGCAGAGUAUGAGUUUUCAAUCGCCCAGCAGUCAGAGUUUAUCGCAACAGAAUUCACCGGUGAGUGUGGGCAUUGUAUCGCCGACCGGUAGUGAUGGCAUGAUGAUGGCGCCACAACAAACACAACAACAACAGCUGCAGCAACAACACCAACAACAGCAGCAGCAACAACAACAGCAACAGAAUGCGAAAAGUAGUGCAAUAAUGCAAACAAUGCAACAACACCAACAACAGUUGGGUAGCCUCGAUUUCGGCUCGACCGGUUUGGACUUGAACGGCUUUUGCGGUUCACCAGAUUCCUUUCAUUCCGGCCAAAUGAAUCCGCCUUCGAUACAGAGCACUAUGUCGGGCUCAUCGCCCGCCACCAACAUGCUCUCGCCAUCCUCCCAACACAAUCAGGCCUUCUACCAAUAUCUGACGCCGACGAGUCAACAUUCGGGGGGCCUGACACCACAACAUCUGGUGCAAACGCUCGAUAGCUACCCCACGCCAUCACCCGAAUCGCCCGGCCAUUGGUCGAGCUCAUCGCCACGUUCCACAUCGGACUGGUCGGAGGGUGUGCAAUCGCCAGCGGGUAAUAAUCUCUACAUCUCCGGUGGUCAUCAGGCCAAUAAGGGUUCGGAGGCGAUUUACAUUUGACAAUAAGCGCAGGUGACAGCGGUAAAAGCUGCCUGCUGCUGUGCUGCGACAUGCGCCACGGUGAAUGUAACGCGUGUAAAAAGUGAAAAUUAAUUAAACGAAAAAAAAAAAAAAUUAUAAUUAAUUGAAUAUUUAAACGUGCAGAGUACGAACGAACUGAAAGCAAAUGCGGCGGCCUCAAAAGUGUUGCUUGCGGCGCGCGCUUUGACAAUUUCCAUACAAACAAACAUUUGUAGUUAUUAUUAUUAUUGUUGUUAUACAUACAUACAAAUUUGACACGCAUUUCAACGCCGCGUAACACCGCCGGCUGCAUGGAGACUUAGAUGCUUCCUUUUCAAAAAAGGAUGUCAGCCAUAUUUUUUAAGUAUGCAUUUUUUAACCAUACAUACAUAUACAUACACGACUACUAUAUGCUAAAUAUAGUUUACAACUAUUAUACAGUUAUAAAGCGAAAAUUAUUAAAAUGCACGCCUGCAUGGUGAGGCUUUAAAGCGUGCAUUGAACGAAUAGCUGCGGUGCCUAUUGUAAAUUAUUACUAUUUUUAUUAAUUCCGUUUUUUAAUAUACCCACAAGCAUAUUAAUGUGUACAGCGCAAAAAUUCGUUACACUAUAAAUAUGCGCACACACACACACUACUACAUAGCAUACAUGCAAGUAAAUAAUGACCUAGUAAUAGACUUACAUACAUAAAUUACAUACCGAUAAUGAACAAGUAUAUAAAACAAAAACAAAAAAUCAGCUGCAAAAAAGAAACUCACAAUCGAAUCUCCUACCAGAGUAGUAAAUACAUACAUACAUAAAUAUUAUAUAAUUAUAUAUGCAUAAGUGCUAUGCAUACAAAAUUAGUUAUACACACACAUACAUAUAAUACAUAUAGUAUAUAUGUGUACCGAAAAUAGUACCGUUAUAAUAUAAUGCGCACGAUUUGUGAAAAGCGAUGGAAUUGUGUAGAUGGUUUUGAAAAGUUUUUGGUGUUUUUGAAAAUGUUAUAAUGCGUGUGGACUGUGGGGCCUGGGAUUUAUUUGGAAUGUGAGUAAAUUUUUGUUGUUCUCAAGCAGUUUUUAGUUAAUUUUAAAAGUCGAAAAAUUUGAAGAAAUAUUUAAAAAAAUUUAAAAUGUAAAAAUAUUUUAAUUAAAGGUAAUUUUGAGAGUCGAAAAAUUUGAAGAAAAAUUUCAAAAAAUUUGAAAUGUAAAAAUAUUUUAAUUAAAGGUAAUUUUGAAGGUCAAAAGUUAGAGGAAACGUUUUAAAAUAUUCCAAAUUUAUCACUAAAGCUUAAAAGUAAUUUACUGUUAUUUUUUUUGCCUGAGGCCACUUAUACAGUUAAAGUAAUGCUUGUCCUAAUUGGAAAAUAUUCAAAAUAAUUAUUUUUUGUUUCAUAAUGAAUUUGAUAAAUUUCGACAAUCCUUGCCCAUAUAUAAAUAUGGUUCCAUUUCGACAAACUAAAAGCUACAGACGUCGAACGUACUCCGAAUGUUUAAAUUUGCUACAAAAUUGUCUCAAAUCCGAAAAAUAGUUCAACGAAAUUUUUUUUUAAUUUUCUACUUUGAAAAAUCUCAACCUUAAUACGCAUCAAUAUGUCUCCGUUAUUAAAAAUCGUUCAAUAAUAUCAACAAUUACCUUAAUAUCUACCGAAUAAAAUCGUGAACCCACAGCCCAAACGCAGCUCACCAAUUUAUUAAUUGCUUAUUGUUAUUGAUAUUCGAGUUUUUUAUUAAAAAAUUACAUUUGUUUAAAAUUUGCAAUUUGAAAUUUGUAAAAAAAAAGAAUUAAAUUAGUUUAAUAUAAAAGUGCUGAAAAUGAGUAGAUUGUGAAAAUAAGAGUAUUAAAAAAAAUUAAACUAAAAAUUAUGAAAGCAUGCGGCAAACUGAAGACACUAGACUUAUUUUAAUAUAAAAAAAAAGAAAAAACAAAUUAACAUAAAAACAACGCUGCGUAAAGUAAAUAUGUAAUUGCUACUAGUAUAAAAUGUUAGCCAUAGGUGCGCUGAAAACUCUUCCAAUAUUGUUAGGUAUUACAAUUUUGUUAUUAAAGCAAAUUGCAUAAAAUAAAGUUUUUUUUUUAAUUAAAUUAUAAUUAUAAAUAAAAUAAUUAAUCUUAAGCAAGUGCGUAUGCUAACAACGCUAGCAAGUAACUGUAAAAAGUAUCUCAUGUCUAUGACUUAAGUAUAACUAACAUGUUUAGCGUUAAGUUGUCUAAAAGCAAAAAAAAAAAAAUAUUAGUAAAAAUCAGCAUAUUAUUUAAAAGCAAUAUGCGUAAUAUUUAAAAUAUAUAUUUUUUAAUGUAAAUUAAACGAAAUUAAUUGCAAAUUAUUAAUUUUUAGUAAAUAUUUAAAACGUGCUGUAAUUGGCGUAAAGUUUUUAAAUUAGCUUAUAUUUAAUUUUUUAAUGUAUGUAUACUCUAAGCAUUUUAUUUUGUAUUCCGUAUGCGUUAAAGCGUUAUUUAUAAAUUUACUUGUAGUAAAUUGUUGCGCUAAAUAUAAUGCGUAGAAAUUUAAAUAAUUUUUUUUUAAAUUGAAAAUUAAACUAAUACAAACAGUAAUCCAUAAUAUUGACCACUUUGCAAUUAUUGACUGUGUGAAACUGUCGCUUAUAAUGAAAGCGUUCGGCAUAAGACACGAAACAUAAAAGACAUAAUAUUAUUUAAAAAUUAAUUAAUUGUGCUCUUUUAGCAUUUAAAUAGUAA